GCUUACAAAUUUAAUAAAUAAGUUUGAGCUCGACUCCAAUCAGAUUUCUCUGCCUCAUGGGCAAGGUGUCAACGCCACGAAAUUCCACGUUGUAUGGAAUCGAUGGGCGUCGUCGUUUCUGUUGCUCCAUUGAGUGUACGACUCUACAGUGGAAAGUGGGAACAGCUUCAAGUUGAUCAAACAAAAUAAUCAUCUCUCGCAGAGACUCGGUCUCACUCAAUGAUGCUGGGAUUUAUCUCACUUUCCUCCAAAUGCACCCGUCUCAGGAACUUCACCUCAAAACGAUCACCCCAUUCAAUCCUCUACAUUUCCCCAUUACCCUUUUCCUACUACUCAUUUCUUUACAAUUCAACCAAUUCAUCUCCGCAUCAACCCCAGAUCACUUCUCCUAUUUCUUCGACUCUUUUUAGUUUAUCCGACUCUUGUCCAAAACACUCCAACUCCAAUCCGACUCGAACCGCUAACGGGUCUUCGUUUUUUCGCUUUCCCGAUUUUCAUGAAAGGUUUUCGGGGUCCAAAAUUACUGCAUACCGGUUUCUCUCAUCUGGGUAUUCGCCAAAUCGCACCAUUGUUGGGAAUUUCAAACGAUUUGGCUCUGGUUUUGUCAGGAAUUUUAGUAGUGAAUCGGAUAGAGAGUCCAUAAACUAUGACGUUGUUAUUGUGGGAGCGGGACCCGCGGGAUUAUCGGCAGCUAUUCGGCUGAAGCAGAUGUGUCGCGAAAGAGAUGUUGAUUUAUCCGUGUGUGUCGUCGAAAAAGGUGCUGAAGUGGGUGCUCAUAUCCUAUCUGGUAAUGUUUUUGAACCCCGUGCGUUGGAUGAACUUCUUCCACAGUGGAAGCAAGAGGAGGCACCGAUCAGCAUCCCUGUUUCUUCAGACAAAUUCUGGUUUCUUACAAAGGAUCAUGCAUUUUCGCUCCCAUGCCCUUUUGACAACAGAGGAAACUAUGUUAUUAGUUUGAGCCAAUUUGUGCGGUGGAUGGGUGCAAAAGCUGAAGAAUUGGGAAUUGAAAUAUAUCCAGGCUUCGCUGCUAGUGAGAUAUUAUACGAUGUGAAUGACAAUGUUGCCGGCAUUGCAACUAAUGAUAUGGGAGUUGCCAAAGAUGGUUCAAAGAGAGAAAAUUUUCAGCAUGGUGUAGAAUUGAGAGGACGCAUUACACUCCUUGCUGAAGGUUGUCGAGGAUCAUUAUCAGAGAAAAUAAUGAGAAAAUACAACUUAAGAGGGAAGAGGCAGGCUCAACAUCAGACUUAUGCUUUAGGAAUAAAAGAGAUAUGGGAAAUUGAUGAGGUCAAGCAUAAACCUGGUUUUGUGCUGCACACGUUGGGUUGGCCCUUGGAUCAGAAGACAUAUGGGGGUUCCUUUCUAUACCACAUGAAGGAUAGACAGGUUGCCAUUGGUCUUGUGGUUGCUCUGAAUUAUCACAAUCCUUUCUUGAAUCCCUAUGAGGAAUUCCAGAAACUGAAACAUCAUCCUUCCAUUAAAUCACUCCUGCAAGGUGGGACUGUUCUCCAGUAUGGUGCUCGUACUCUGAAUGAAGGUGGCUUUCAGUCUAUUCCAUAUCCAGUUUUCCCGGGAGGAGCAAUUAUUGGGUGCUCAGCUGGAUUCUUAAAUGUUCCAAAAAUAAAGGGGACACAUACAGCAAUGAAAUCAGGAAUGCUUGCAGCAGAGGCCGCAUUUGGUGUACUUCAUGAAGGCUUCAAUAUGGAAAUGUAUUGGGAUAACUUACAAAAUUCAUGGGUGUGGAAAGAACUUUACAAGGCUCGAAACUACCGCCCGGCAUUUGAGUAUGGACUUAUUCCUGGUCUUGCAUUAAGUGCACUGGAACACUACAUACUGAGAGGAAAAUUGCCAUUAACACUGAAGCACGGGAAACCUGAUCAUGAAGCAACAAAUGUGGCCCAGUUACACACUCGAAUCCAAUACCCAAAGCCAGAUGGGAUUGUCUCUUUUGAUGUACCAACUUCUCUGUACAGGAGCAACACAAACCAUGAGCAUGAUCAACCAGCUCAUCUUCGCUUAAGGGACCCCAAGAUUCCUGAACUUGUAAAUUUGCCAUUCUAUGCAGGACCUGAGUCACGAUAUUGCCCUGCACGUGUAUAUGAGUACGUCCAAGAUGAGAAGGGUCAGCCGGAACUACACAUAAAUGCUCAAAAUUGCCUGCAUUGCAAGGCAUGCGACAUCAAAGACCCAAAGCAGAACAUUGAAUGGACGGUGCCAGAAGGAGGUGGUGGCCCAGGAUACUCUAUUAUGUAGAUGAUCUAUUCCCUUUGCAGGGUCAUCAUAAGAAUAAGGGGCUUGUGGCAAUCCCAUUCAAAAUAAAAUAAGCCUGCCUAUUUUACAGGAUGGAUAAGCUUUGGUUGUAAUAUUUUACACAAUCAAUUACAUUAUUUUCUGCAUUACAAAAUAGACCAGAUGAGAAUAUGUUUAUCAUUUUAAGUGGUCUUGCCUUUAACA
Molecule: messenger RNA, 2451 nt
Organism: Malania oleifera
Lineage: Eukaryota; Viridiplantae; Streptophyta; Magnoliopsida; Santalales; Ximeniaceae
Product: electron transfer flavoprotein-ubiquinone oxidoreductase, mitochondrial
Exons: 18
Coding region: 220-2250 (676 amino acids)
Biological process (GO): electron transport chain
Cellular component (GO): mitochondrial inner membrane
Molecular function (GO): iron-sulfur cluster binding; electron-transferring-flavoprotein dehydrogenase activity
Source: RefSeq, a predicted model, not a curated record